UUUCCUUUUUAAGAAUAAUAUUCCAGAGAGAGAACAAGGUAUCUCUUUAUAUAGAGAGAGAUUUGGGUGAAUCUGAUAAUUGGGAGAGAUGGGUAGGGGAAAGAUUGAGAUGGCCAAGAUCGAGAAUGUGACUAGCAGGCAAGUGACUUUCUCCAAGCGACGUGCUGGUUUGAUGAAGAAGGCUUAUGAGCUGUCCGUUCUGUGUGAGGCUGAGAUUGCUGUCAUUGUUUUCUCCAGCACUGGCAAGCUUUUUGAGUUUGCUAGUUCCAGUAUGGAUCAGACACUUGCAAGGUAUAGCAAAUGUCUGGAAACGUCUGGAAAUUCUGCUGACGUCGUGCAUGAGGUACCGAAGAAGGAAGUUCAGGAAGUUCAGGGCCUAAAAGAGGAGAGUGCAGAUCUCAAGAUGAAAAACAAGCAGAUAUUGGGAAAGGACCUUAGCGGUUUGGGCUUAAAAGAAUUGCAGCAGUUAGAACAGCUCUUGAAUGAAGGAUUAUUAUCUCUGAAGGACAAAAAGGAACAAUUACUGAAGGAGCAACUGGAAAUAUCAAGGGAAAAGGAACAGAAGGUCAGCAUGGAGAAUGCUAAUCUGCGCAGAAAGAUUGAGGAGCUUCAAAGUUAUUUUCCACAAAAUGCACUCCCUGAGUCUGGCUACCUUGAGUACCAUGACGUGCCAAGGAAAUAUUCUCCAAUUAAACAUGUACCCGCAAGUCUGGAAACAGAUUGCCAACCUGAUGCUGAAAACACAGAUAUGAUGACCGCCUUGUUCCUUGGUCCCCCUCCUGAGAACAAUCAACGAAAGAGGAAGACUCCGGAGCAAGAAACUGAAACUCCUUCUGGUACUUUUGACAGUCAGGUUGACUGAUGAUUCUUGCCUUUAGUUGUUUGCCGAAAACCAUUUUGAAAAUGGAAGUUCUAAAUACAUAGGUGAUGCUCAUUUUAUGACAAAACGUUUCU
Molecule: messenger RNA, 954 nt
Organism: Daucus carota subsp. sativus
Lineage: Eukaryota; Viridiplantae; Streptophyta; Magnoliopsida; Apiales; Apiaceae
Product: MADS-box transcription factor 23-like
Exons: 8
Coding region: 89-862 (257 amino acids)
Biological process (GO): positive regulation of transcription by RNA polymerase II
Cellular component (GO): nucleus
Molecular function (GO): RNA polymerase II cis-regulatory region sequence-specific DNA binding; protein dimerization activity; DNA-binding transcription factor activity, RNA polymerase II-specific
Source: RefSeq, a predicted model, not a curated record